Eublepharis macularius is the source of this 2628-nucleotide messenger RNA. Its product is annotated as cytosolic phospholipase A2 epsilon-like. Gene Ontology annotation, molecular function: calcium ion binding; calcium-dependent phospholipid binding. Lineage: Eukaryota; Metazoa; Chordata; Lepidosauria; Squamata; Eublepharidae. Bases 28 to 2628 code for a protein of 866 amino acids. Gene Ontology annotation, cellular component: cytosol. The record is from RefSeq and is a predicted model, not a curated record. The transcript has 20 exons. Gene Ontology annotation, biological process: glycerophospholipid catabolic process.
AUACUUCCAGUGGAAAACAUUCAUCCAAUGAACUUGGAUGAAGCACAGUGCAAUGGUCAACACAAGGCAAUGGACACAUUUCCUUGCAACUUGCUUACUGUGCGAAUAAUACGAAUGAGAAAUCUCCGCAAGGCUGAUGUCUUAAGCCAAUCUGACUGUUACGUGGUUCUCUGGUUACCAACUGCUACAUGUGAAAAGCAACGGACCAAAACAAUUAACAACUGCAAGGACCCUGUUUGGAAUGAAAAUUUCUAUUACAGGAUUCAAAAACAAGUCAAGAAUGUGCUGGAGCUGAAGGUCUGUGAUGAAGAUGUUGUCACCCCGGAUGACCACCUCUUCACUGUACGCUUUGACAUUUCUAGGCUUACAGAUGGUGAAAGUGUUUUCAUGACCUUUAAGUCUGAUCCCGAGGCACAUGAAGAACUGGAUGUUGAAUUUUUAGUGGAACCUGCCCCAGGUCCUCCUGAAACCAUCAUUACUAAUGGCAUUCUAGUGGUAAUUAUUUUAUGGACAUCUCCAGGCAUCAUUGGACACCUCAGGGACAUCUCCAGGCAUCACCUGGAGGCUGGCAGUCCCAAUUCACCCCAACCUUUUGGUGGAGGUAUUGCUAACAUGGCCACGUGGUUGAACAACAGAAGUGAUAGGGAAAAGGUAAAGAUGAAGCUGAUAGAGAUACAAGGAUCCAAAAAGACAGAAAGAAGGAGAGACCUGGAGAGAGACCUUUCACUUACAGUCAAAGGAUCCUGUGAAGGCACUCAUUGCUUUAAGCUGGGCUCCGAUGCCAUCUUCAUGCCCCCGUGUCCCACUACAUUCCAUUUUGUCAAGUACAAUGAACCAUCCUUGGAUGUUAUGCUACCAAAGAAGAAACCACGUUAUAAUCCUUGUACCUGUUCUUAUAAAAUCAAACCAGGUGUUCCAGCUGUGAUGUUGAAUUCACUGCCAAAGGGAGAGAGAGUGCCAAUAGUGGAGGAGAAAAAGUACAAUUUGCAUGUGAUAGUGAAUGACUGUCAUUGUUCCUGCCCGGGGGACCUAGACGUGCGCUUGGGAUAUGAUCUGUGUCCACAGGAACAAGAUUUCUUAUCUAAGCGAAAGAGGCAUGUGGCUCAAGCUCUGAAGCAAGUUCUACAUCUAGACUAUGAUUUGAAAGAGCAUGAGGUUCCAGUGGUGGCACUCAUGACAACAGGAGGUGGGACAAGAUCGCUCACAACAACAUUUGGCAGUAUGAGGGGUCUGCAAAAAUUAAAUCUCCUAGAUUGCGUUACAUACAUAUCUGGUUUGUCUGGCACAUGCUGGGCCAUGUCACACAUGUACAAACAUGCUUACUGGUCCCAGAGGAAUGUAGAUGAGCUCAUAAGUGAGGCUAAGAAACAUGUAACCAAAAGCAAGCUGGGCAUUUUUUCCAUUGAUCGUUUAAAAUAUUAUCACAAGCAACUGAAUCAACGGAAACAAGAAGGAUACAAAACAAGUUUUAUAGAUCUCUGGGGACUCAUCAUAGAAUAUGUGUUAAACGAUGGGAAAGAUACCCACAAGCUCUCAGAUCAGAGAGAAGCUUUAACAGAAGGUCAGAACCCACUGCCGAUCUAUGUAGCUCUUAAUAUCAAGGAAAAGUACAGCACUCAGGAUUUCAAAGAAUGGGUGGAAUUUACUCCCUAUGAGGUUGGGUUCCUGAAAUAUGGAACAUUUGUGUGUCCAGAGAAUUUUGGAAGUGAGUUCUUCAUGGGUCGCAUGAUCAAGAAGCUCCCAGAGUCUCGGAUAAGUUACCUUCAUGGAAUGUGGAGUAGCAUAUUUUCAGUGAACCUGUUAUAUCUCUGGAACACAAUUAGCGAUUCAGAGGAAUUCUGGCAUAGAUGGACUCGAGACAAAAUUAUAGAUCUUGAGGAAGAUCCUAAUCUACCUACAAGGCCAUAUGAGUUAAAGAGCCACAUGUAUGUCCCCGCUGGAAAUCUUUCCAGUGCAUUUCGAGGAGUCUUGACAGAUCGCCUUUCUGUUGCCCAAUAUUACAAUUUUCUUAAGGGUUUACAGCUCCAUAGUAAUUACUUAGAAAAUGAACAGUUUCAGAGAUGGAAAGCUACUGUGUUAGAUUGCUGUCCCAAUCAACUAACAGAACAUGAAGACCAUGUGGGACUGGUGGAUGCUGGAUUUUUCAUCAAUACGAGCUGUCCUCCGCUUUUAAGAAAAGAGAGAAAAGUAGAUAUCAUUCUGCAUUUGAGUUACAGUGGAGGCUCACAAACCCUGCCUCUGGAAGAAGCUUGCAAGUUUUACUCAGAGCAAGGUAUCCCCUUCCCAAACGUUGUCCUUACCGAAGAAGAUAAGAAAAACCCAAAGGAAUGUUACUACUUCAAUCAAACAGGUACCCCUGAGUGUCCAGAUCUGCUUUUCUUCCCAUUAGUGAAUGACACCUUCCAACAUUACAGAGCACCUGGUGAAAAACGGAAUAAUGAUGAAAUUGACGCAGGAAAAGUUGAUGUUUCCAGUAUCAACAGCCCAUAUGGUACUCACCUCCUCACGUACUCUGAUGACAAUUUUGACAAACUGGUGAAUCUGAGCGAAUACAACAUUUUGAAUAACCAGCACAUGAUUCUGCAGGCUUUACAUGCUGUUGUGACACGGAAAAGGCAACAUUACUAA